UUGCAACAACGCCUGAUUUACCCUAGCCUAUUUCUGGCGAUAGUGUGUCAGUGGGCGCAAAGCAACGCGCACGCUCGGAAGGGAGGCCCCGCCAAAUAAGGAAAGUCCCAAUGCGCAUGUCCGGUACUCUGAAAUGAGAUCCAAAUCGCGAGAGACAUCUGUGCAGUGAACAUCAUGUGCGGCUCAUAAUCAACCUCAAAACAUAUCUGUGGUAAACGGGCAGAUUUUCUGCGGCUCCCCGUCUCCCCGCACUCUCAUCUGGGAGCCCUGGGCCAUGUCUGAGGAGGACUAUGGGCGCUUUGUGGACUGGGACCAGAUGGGCGAUCUGGCCAAGAGCGGCGAGCCAAGCAAGCUGGACUGCAGGGACCCGCGCGAGCUGAAGAGGCUGGCCAGGCAGGGCUACUGGUCCAAGAACCACAAGCUGCGGGCCCAGGUCUACCAGCAGCUGAUCAAGGCUGUGCCGUGUCGCACCGUCACGCCCGACGCCGCCGUUUACCGCGACAUUGUGGACAGCGUCGCCGGCAAGAAGGCCCCCACCAGCAUCCCCUUGCCGGAGAUUGUAGAUGGCACCCCCGUGCCCAAGUACUGCCUGAAGGCGGAGGGGGUGGGGGCGGCCCACAAGAUAAUGUCGUGCGUGGCCAGCCAGUUCCCGGACAUCUCGCACUGCCCGGCGUUGCCCGCGGUGACGGCCCUGCUGCUGCACUUCAGCCCCGACGAGGCGCACUGCUUCGAGCAGGUGUGCCGCCUGCUGGCCUGCAACGAGCCGGGCCGCCGCAUGCUGGACCAGACCUUCCUGGCCUACGAGUCGUCCUGCAUGACCUUCGGUGACCUGGCCAACAAGUACUGCCCCGCAGCGCACAAGCUGAUAGUGGCCACUGCGCAGGAUGUGCUGGAGGUCUACUCCGACUGGAUGAGCUGGGUGCUGGGAGACCUGCCCUUCUCCCACGCGGCCAGGGUGCUGGACAUCUUCCUGGUGGAGGGCUACAAGGUGCUAUACCGCGUGGCCCUGGCCCUCCUCAAGUUCUACCGCAAGCAGAAGGCCGGCCAGCAGCUGUCUUCCGGCCAGGACACGGCGGGGGUCCGGGGGAGCAUCCAGGCCUUCGUCCAGGGUGUCGGCUCCUUCGUUUCCCCGGACAAGCUGCUGGAGAAGGCCUUCGCCAUCCGCCUCUUCAGCCGCAAGCAGAUCACGCUGCUGCAGCUCACCAACGAGAAGUCCCUGCAGCAGAAGGGCAUCACCGUCAAACAGAGAAGGCGGAACGUGCAGCUGGCGGUGAACGCGGAGAACUUCUCCUCCGAGAUUGUCAGCGCUAAGGAGAUGCGGGACAUCUGGUCCUGGAUCCCAGAGCGCUUUGCCCUGUGCCAGCCCCAGCUCCUCUUCACCACAGCCAACCACGGCUGCAGCCUCAACAGGUUCUACUCGCACUGUGAAGGCUAUGAACCCACUCUGCUGCUCAUCAAGACCACAGAUGCAGAGGUGUGCGGCGCCUAUCUGUCAACCGACUGGGAGGAGCGCAAGCGGGGCGGGAGCAAGCUCAGCUUCUUCGGGACAGGGGAGUGCUUCGUGUUCAGGCUGAAGCCCGAGAUGGAGAGGUACGAGUGGGUGGUGAUACGGCACCCCGAGCUGGCCUCUGCCAUCCAGGCCAAAAGCGAGGAGUCCUCGGAGGAUGGGGCGCCCGCCCAGCCCCAAAACUCCGCCACAAGCGCCCUCCCCGUGGCCGAGUCCGGGGCCGACCCCUCCGACCGCCUCUCGCCCUUCCUCUCCGCGCGACACUUCCACCUCAACUCCAGGAACACCUCCAUGUUCAUGGCCGGAAACAUGGAGUCCAUCAUAGUGGGAGGGGGCGACGGCAACGCCUUGUACAUUGACGCAGAGCUGAACCACGGCCGCACCGCGCACUGCACUACGUUCGACAAUCCGCCGCUGUGCACCGAGAACUUCCAGAUCGCCCUGCUGGAGGUGUGGGGCUUCCAGGACGCCAUGAGCUCCUAACGGGGGUCGAGAUGCAGCCCGACACUCUGGGGCUAGGCGGGAGAGCAUCUGGGAACUGAUGCAUUUAUAGGGAGAGUCCAGGGCUACGAUGUAUCACGUGAUUUGUCGUAGUCUUAUAUCUUUAUUAAGAAACAAGCAAGCACCAUAUCCAUAUGCAUUUGUAUCAUAAUUAGCAAAAAAAAAAGUAUUGUUUACAUUUUUUUACGGAAUUGUAUUAGUGAAAUCAGUAAUGCAGUAUUUCUUUUUUAUUGUUUGCUUGGAGGGUACAAACUUUGACAGUGAUAGCAUAAUUAUAAGUUACCGUUGUAGCUACGCAUUGUUCCUUUGCGCAUUUACACUAAAUUCUAUUUUUCCUGUUUUUAUAUGCAGUAUCCACUGUAAUUACACAUUUUUCUUAGCGGAACCCUGUAGAGCUUUAUGUUUCUUUUAGCAAAUUGGCUGCAUACCAUUUGCCAAAGACCAGCACUAGGUAUAGAAUGAAACCGUAAAAGUUGUCAAUCCAGCAAUCUUUGGUGCUUUUAGUAUAGCAUAUAUGAUAAAAUAUUGGUUGUUCGGUGGAGGAAAUUGUUUGUUUUUCUCUGUAAUGUGUGUUGUGUUUGUACAUAGUCAAUGGAAUCAGAUGAGGGUUGUCCUGAAAAAGAAUUGCUGCACCUUUAAUGGAGACACAUUGAUUUGUGGGGGAAAAAAGGAAUUUAUCGUGAUUCUGUCAGCAAGUUGUUUUAAUUGGAGCUCAAAAUUCUUGUGAAUAUUACUGAUAAAAGAGGAUGUUUGAAAAUUUAUUCAGGCAAUAUUUGGAAGGUGUCAAACAGUCACCAAGUGAAUGCCCAUUACUCUGAACCAAGUAUUCAGCCUAAUACUCAUUUUAUAAUUCUACAUUAACAGUAUGAAGGGUGUAUCUCAAGCACAAUUUCUGCUUUUACUUCCUUUGUCCUACUUAUCAAGGACCAAAAUAGUCAAUGUUGUGUAAUAGUACAUAGACAUCUACAGAUUCUGUUUUAGUGAAUGUAUUGUCCUCUGUAUGUGGUUCUUUAUAUGUGGUUUUUUGUAAUAUUGCACAUAACAAAGUGUACAAUUGAGACUGAAACAAGUUGUAGUACCAGAGCUGAUAUUUUUGUGCAGAGUGAAUACUUUUCAUUAAUUAAGCUUAUAUUUUUCAUUUAAAGUGUUUAUGGUUCUGGUGAAGAAUUCCAUAUCAGCACUGAACUUGCACUUACACUAAGAUUUAUUCUGCAGUUUGUUAGAAGACAUGCUUAUCCAGAGUGAUUUAACUGAAUACUAAAAGGUUUUGGCAACAAACGCCUGAUGCUAAUAUUAAAUCGCAGUGCUGUUACACGGUGUUGAUCGUCACUGUAAUGCCAGCAGGUUGUCUAAACCGAAGAAAUGACUUGAAAUUAUUUGAUUGAGUAUUGGGGAAUUAACAGAUGGUGACUAGAUUGGUGACUUGGUUGUGUAUCAAUGUAUUGUGUCAUGUUUUGUUAAAAAUGUGCCGCAGUGAAGUGAGAAAUUAUAGAUCAGUAUUUAAAAAACAAA
Anguilla anguilla (European eel) is the source of this 3520-nucleotide messenger RNA. RefSeq names its product TBC1 domain family, member 24 (gene tbc1d24). Bases 275 to 1990 code for a protein of 571 amino acids. The record is from RefSeq and is a predicted model, not a curated record. Lineage: Eukaryota; Metazoa; Chordata; Actinopteri; Anguilliformes; Anguillidae. The transcript has 7 exons.